AUGGCGACGGCGAUGCAAGAGAAGAGAUACCCGCUUGGGAAGAUUGAGCCCAACUCGCUCAAGUAUUUCGGGGCGUGUACGAUGGGCGGGAUUAUCGCAUGCGGCCCUACACACACCUCAGUAACACCACUGGACCUCGUAAAAUGCCGACGACAAGUCGACCCCAAGAUCUACACCUCCAACCUGUCCGCAUGGCGCUCCAUCAUCUCCAAAGAAGGCGUCCGCGGCAUCUUUUUCGGCUGGUCCCCGACCUUCAUCGGCUACUCCCUGCAGGGCGCCGGAAAGUACGGCUUCUACGAAUACUUCAAAUACCUGUACGGCGACCACCUCUUCCCUAACAUGAACCGCACCGCCGUGUUCCUCGGCGCGAGUGCCUCUGCCGAGUUCAUCGCGGACAUCGCCCUCUGCCCCAUGGAGGCAAUCAAGGUCCGUAUGCAAACGACAUUACCGCCGUUCGCGUCUACACUGCGCGAGGGGUGGAGUAAGAUCGUUGCGAAGGAGGGCGUCGCGGGGUUGUACAAGGGGUUGUAUCCGCUGUGGGCGAGGCAGAUCCCGUAUACGAUGACGAAGUUUGCGACGUUCGAGGAGACGGUUAGUCUUAUCUAUAAGACGCUCGGUGGGCCCAAGGAGAGCUACAAUGGGCUGCAGCAGACGGGUAUUAGUUUCGCAGGAGGGUACAUUGCGGGCAUUUUCUGUGCGAUUGUCAGCCAUCCGGCUGAUGUGUUGGUGUCCAAGUUGAAUGCUGAUCGACAAGCGGGCGAAUCGGCGAUGAAGGCUGUUUCUCGGAUUUAUGGGAAUAUUGGCUUCUCGGGACUUUGGAAUGGACUGCCUGUGCGAAUUGUGAUGCUGGGAACAUUGACUGGGUUCCAAUGGUUGAUUUAUGACUCCUUCAAAGUGUUCCUGGGACUGCCGACGACAGGUCAUUAA
This is a messenger RNA of Aspergillus calidoustus, 927 nucleotides long. NCBI's taxonomy places the organism in Eukaryota, Fungi, Ascomycota, Eurotiomycetes, Eurotiales, Aspergillaceae. The record is from the annotation of a GenBank genome assembly.